This is a messenger RNA of Anopheles darlingi, 6343 nucleotides long. It is a transcript of the gene Mnn1, whose product is annotated as menin. The record is from RefSeq and is a predicted model, not a curated record. Gene Ontology annotation, cellular component: histone methyltransferase complex; nucleus; chromatin. Lineage: Eukaryota; Metazoa; Arthropoda; Insecta; Diptera; Culicidae. The coding region runs from base 532 to 2727 and encodes 731 amino acids. The transcript has 2 exons. Gene Ontology annotation, molecular function: Y-form DNA binding; chromatin binding; transcription cis-regulatory region binding. Gene Ontology annotation, biological process: regulation of transcription by RNA polymerase II; negative regulation of cell cycle; negative regulation of cell population proliferation.
GCACUGUGUUGUUGUGUUGCGUGGUGUCGGUGUGGAAAAAUGGGAUUUUCUUAAGUUUUCCGGACUUUUCCUGGGGAUUCUCCCCACUAAUCUGUUUCCCCCCAUAAAAGGCAAAAGGAGGACCGUGGAAAAAGGACGAUCCGACGCUCUAAGACGGCAACAAAAGUGUCCUCGAACGAACGGAAUUUUGUGCGCGCGCUUUCGGUCGGGAAAAUCGGGAUUUCCUUAUCGACCACGUCAGCGCCGAAUUUUCUCGAUUACCAUCCGGUGGACAGUGUUUGGGGGGCAAGAACGGGUGGAGAGACAUCGAAUUCCUGGAGUGCGACGCCAAAAUGUGAUGUCCUUGGAGGGGAGUCCACGCCGUGUGAGUGUGAGCGCGUGUGUGCGCGUUGGGGCUUUUUCACCUGAGAAAAGGACGACGCCAAACCGGCGACUCCUGCUCCUGGCCGUGAUGGUGAGGUAGUUGGACGCAUCCUUUCAAGUAGUCCUUCGCAAGUGCAAGCAAAAGAAACUUUAUCCACGGUAUCUGCGAUGACGGAGUUUUGCGACGCCGUCAUCAAGCUGUUCCCGCUCCGGGCGAUACCGGACGUGAUCAAGCUGUUCCGGCAGCAGCUGAGCAACCGAGAGGAGGAACCCGACCUGACGCUCCUGUCGAUCGUGACCGGGCUGAUCGAGCAUUCGCUAACGACGAAGGUCCUGGAAUCCAACGGUGCGUCCUCUUCCGCGGCCGCUAACAAUAAUAACACCGGAGAAGCAAUCGCCGGUGGUGGCAAAGGAGGCGAUGGCGGUGGCGGGAAUUUCCCCAUCAUCCGCUACGACACGAUCGAGGCGUUGUACAAACGGUUCAAAUCGGUCCUGGCACCGAUCGAGAAGCUGCUGGUGAAGAAUACGACCGACUCCAAGUUCGCGAACCGGGAGAUCAUCAAGAAAGUGUCCGACAUCAUCUGGAACUCGCUGCUCCGGAGCUCCUACAAGGACCGGGCACACCUGCAAAGUCUGUACAGCUACCUGUGCGGCAAUAAGCUCGAUUGCUUCGGGGUCGCCUUCGCUGUCGUGGCCGGAUGUCAGAUGCUGGGCUACCGUGAUGUGCAUCUGGCCAUCUCGGAAGACCACGUGUGGGUCGUGUUCGGGAAGACGGGCGACGAAACGAUCGAGGUUACGUGGCACGGCAAAGGGGCGGAGGACAAGCGCGGCCAGUCGGUGGCACCCGGUGUGGAAUCGCAAACGUGGCUAUACGUCGCCGGCAAUCCGGUCGUUUGCAAUCGUUACAUGGAGGUAGCGGCCAUAGUUUCGGCCAUCAAUCCGUCGCUCACGGCGACGAGCGCCUGUCUGGAGGUGGCUGACAUGCAACAGCAACUGCUCUGGCUGCUGCACGAUAUGGGCCACCUGAAGCGCUACCCGAUGGCCCUCGGGUGUUUGGGCGAACUGGAGGAGGUCGAACCGACGACCGGUCGCAAAAGUUGCGAAGAGCUGUACAACGAGUCGGUACGAUCGGCGCAGAUCUACUACCGGAACCAUCACGUCUAUCCGUACACGUACCAGGGUGGUUACUACUACCGAAAGAAUCGGUACCGGGAAGCAUUCGCCUCGUGGGCCGACAGUAGUGAUGUCAUACGAUUAUACAAUUACUCACGCGACGAUGAGGAAAUCUACAAAGAGUUUCUUGAUAUCGCGAACGAGCUGAUACCGCAGGUGAUGAAGCUGGAAAGCUCGGGUCAUUCGGCGCGCAGCAUACUGCGUGAUGCGACUUGCUUCGCCAAUCUGCUGCGCUUCUAUGAUGGCAUCUGCAAGUGGGAAGAGGGCAGCCAAACGCCUAUUCUACACAUCGGGUGGGCCAAACCGCUGGUUGCUACCAUUGCAAAGUUUGAUCAUGACAUACGCUCGCAAGUGAUCAUCCAGUGUGCCGACCAAGAACCACAGGCACAACACCACAAGGUGGCAGGCUAUGAAAAUGGUAAAAAUGGAUCCGGUGUCACGACGGCACCCGACGAUGGACCCGUGGACAAGGGUGCACCGCACCACAACAACAACAAUAACAACACCAUCACGAAGGCAGAUGCCAACAUCACCGGCACGAACGGCAGUACGCGAGCAUCCAAGGGCAACGCUGUGGCCUCCUCUGUUACUUCGCUACCGAAAUCGCUUGAAGCGCUGGUUGGCAAAUGCGGUGAGAAGCUGCUCAAUCCCGAAUUUCUUCUACAGGGCGGUGGACAACCAUUUACGACGGAAGAAGUCAGUGCCGGUCCAGUGACGAUCGAUGAUGCUUCUACUGCUGCUGCUGCCGCCACCACUAUAGUCUCUGAUGCGUCUCAGCAUCAGCAAUCGUUAAGCAAUGGCACGAAGGGCAUUAUCAACAGUGAUUCUACGGCGCAAGGCCCCAAUAAACCGGCCUUGGAGGAGCAGCCCCGACCGAAGAAGAUGGAAGAGGAGGAAGAAAUUGCGGAACCGAAGCGGCCAGUCAUUGUGCUGUACAGUCAGAAGAUGAAAGGACUGAAGGAUCUGCUGCUGGCGGAGAAGCUCAAUACAAACGCAAUCUCCCUGCAGAUCACGGCCCAGAGUCAGGUGCAGGUAGGUGGAAAGAAGCUACGGGGUCACGCAGCCGCAUCGCUCGCCAUGGGAGGUGGCGGGCUCGGCAGUGGUGCUCUUGCACAUCACCAUCACGCGUCGAUCGGUGGCGAUAGCACCGAGGGAAGCAACACACGAUCCAAACGAGCUCGCAGAGAGUAGAGUGACGCUCCUUAGAGUCUUGGAUCCAAAUCAUGAGUUUAUCCUUCGAAACGGAGCAACUGGAAUGAUGCUCGGUUGCAGAAUUAGUUUCUAUGUUACAUACCUAUUUAGCUAAACACAACUAUUUAACAACACAAAUUCCAUUCCAACGCACACUACUUUACUGACCUGACCUACUACUAACCUGUUGCUAGUCGGGCAAACUAUGCUUAUUUGUGAGUCUUUUUAGUUUUACUUUUUAUUUAACUCUUUGUUCAUUGUUAUCUGAGAAAAAUUGACUGUUCGUGAUCGCUGGUUCUAUUAGGUUUUUUUUUCUUUGGAAAACUCAUAUUCCUCUAGCAUGAAAUGCAUUAUUCUACGGAGCGUUUCCGCCUUUUAACUGGCUCUUGGCGCAGGAUUCCUUUAGAAGCACAUAAUUUGCACAUACAACACACAUACACACACCCACGCUUAGUUACUAGUAUUUCCCUUAUUCUAUUGUGAUUAUGCUCUAAGUUAGAAAUAAGCUACUGUUAAAAUAUCCAUGCCGGUACGCAGCGUUCCGAACGCAAGAGCGAGAGCGAGGGUGGGGGGGAUUUUAUUUCCUGGCCAAGUGUAGGCUUAUCACUUUUAAACUAUGCUUUAGUUUGACCUUGAAUGCGCGUAUGUGAGAGAGGGAAUGAGCUGCUUUGUGGUGCACCUGUAAGGUAUGUUACAAGUAAUGUUAAGAUAAUAGGAGCCGCAGCGGCAGCUGCACGAGAGCAACAAUCAAUCAAACGAUAUCGGAGUCACUUGCUAUGCAAUAGAUGGUUUAAGGAUUAGAUGUGUUGUGUGUGUGUGUGUGUGUGUGUACUGUACUGUAGAGGAAGAAGGUUCGUUGAACCGUUGGUUUAAAGUAUUUUUUAUCUCUUGCCACACCUUUCUCUUCUACUUGUGCUGAACUUUAAACUGUGUUGUAUUUAUUGCUCUUAUAUACGAUAAGCAAACCCCUUCAGAAACCCUUCGUUAUUCGUUGUUGAUUUUUUAUUAUUGAAACAAAAAGAAACUUAUUCGACUAGCAAUCAAAAGAAAAACAUAAGCUUAGAAGCACACGUGUCCUUGGCAAAGCCAAUACAAUUGGUAAAAAAAUGUUAUAAAAAGAAAAGGGCUAGAAGAAACAAGUAAAACAAAGAUUACACUUCCCUGGACUGCAAACGGACCUGAGAAACAAAUUAUCAUUCGGCUGGAAAGCAGAGCAAAAGUCAGCGAAACAACACGCAAACACAAUGGUUAGUUUUCUAGUAUAUACGAUCGAAAUUGAAAAGUACAAAACAUGUUAAAACGAUGAAAAUUGAAACACACAUUAGUAGAAUCUCCCAAGUGUCGCGCCCAUUCAUGGACAAACACUCCAAAUUACUCCCGAAUUGGAUCUUUCCAGCAAAACUAUUCAAAGUACCAAACCAAGAAAGAAGUGUAGUACCUUUUCCUAGUGAAAAUUUUGAUAAACGAUAAGCUUUUGCGAGAAAUUUGGGAUAAAUCAAUCAGGAAGCAGACGUAAGCAAGCAAAAGGGUACAACCAAAUUGACUAUUCUAUUCGGCCACGUGGGAACAGAUUCACCGGACAGAAGAAAGGAACAUUGAAAAAACGGAGGGGACAGAAAGAGGGAAGCGAGAACCACAAAUCUGACUGACAUGAACCUGAAUGUUUAGCGGUGAUGGGCCUGGUAUCUUAAUUCAUAAUCAAAACUAUGCAAACUUAGGUGAAAGACAUACAUGGUGAUUGCAUCAUAUGCUUUUGAAAUCCAUUCGAUUGUUAAUUGAUCACUCUUGAGAUGCAAGAGCUUCUCCAUCCUAUGUUUGACGCACCUCCAGUCCCAUGUAUUUUUUCAUCUAGCUAUCUAGCUAACGCACAUCCGUUGAAAAACAAUAGUGAAGGAAAGACAACACAACUACAACUGUAAUCAUAAUGGUAUUUCACACACGAUGCUACUAGAAAGAGACUAGCGUAGAACAUGUUUAAGUUUAAGCCUAUAUAUCGUACACAUUAACUUAACCAGAACAGAAUCACAGUGAGUAACACAGCGAGAGAUAGCGGAAGAGAACGCCAAGCAUGUAUUGACGAAUGUUACAUUCCUUGUUCAAACAGUAACGGUAUGGCAUGGCGCAUUCCUUCAGAGUAAACUUAAUAUUAACAAGCAGCAACAACAACGCAUACACCAACAACAAUAUAUUGUGCCAUUUCAGCCAGGAUCAGUUAACGCGAGCAAGGCGUCACGAGCGCCUCUCGAGUCCUUUAACAUCACUUCGCAACAUCACAACCAGAUCACAGUAUCAAUCACCCACAAACACAAACACACAGAGAUUGUGAGAAACAAGUACAAGCCCUAGAGAGUGUUGUUAGUUUGUGCUGUCUUAUCAGUAGAAAGAUAGUGUGAGCAUAAAUGUAUUUGUUAUCGUGGAUGAGGAGGACCAGCAGCAACAUUAAUGGCGGAUGGGGUCCUAUCGUUAAGUCCUUGUAGCACUAAUGUACUAAUUUAAUGUGUUUUGUGAUGUUGAUCGCUCUAUUUUUGCGGGGUCUAACUGUAUUGAGAAAAGGUAGAGGCUAUUUGUUUUCUUCUUACUCCGGCGGCCAAGUGUGUCCCAGUGGCGGGUCUCACGGGUCUGGUGGUUAUAUACCUGUUGUUAUUCCUUUUUAGGCUGCUAUCGCACCGACAUUAUCUGGAGCAUAGCAAGUUGCUCUUUCUUUUUCGAUUCGCGAGCACCAACUCCAUUGGUGGGUGUCCGCCGGGUGGAGGGAAUGGAGGAAUACACGGUCUGAAGGACUGGUUGUGUGGCGAGAGUAGCGCAGUAGUAGUCGUAGUAGAGCUGCUCUGCUGCAGCAGUGGUUAGUGUGAUAAGCUUAUUCUUUUGCGACAUUGUAGAAGGACUGUGAUUGGUGGUGAUCAAGAGAGAAACAAGCAUUAUAGUGAAUAGCUUAGAGUGGUAAGGUGGACUCCUCCUUCUAUAGCAGCACACCUUCCUCCUUCCAUUCCCCAUUUACUGGAACGCGAAUGAGCGUUUUACACCAACCUACCAAUCCCAAUAAAACGCCACGGUAAAACAGAGAACAAUAGCAUUAUACAUACUGAUUCCCCGGUUUAGCAAAGGUCCCUUGGCAAAGCCAUACUUAGUGUGUAUGUGCGCGCACCGGAGCGGAACUGUGGGGAACCGAAUGAACUGAGGAAAACGAAGGCUGGCGGAACCGGAAAAAACAUCAAAAGAAAAAGUAAAAAAUCAUGAAAGAUGAACGCUACUUGCAACAGAAUGCAGAAUGGUGCAGAUAAAUAAUAUUAUUGGCAAAACACCCGCGUAUAUGAAACAUUUAUAUAUAUUUUUGAGAAAAUAUUCAUAUACUUAUACAUAAGAGUGUAUCAAUCAAAUCAAAAACGCGGAGACGGAACCGCUAACAUGCAAAUGCAAGCAAAUCUACGCAGAAGAGGGAAAUGCCCGCAUCCAGGCCAUCCCUUUGGUAUCUAGCUGCACUUCUUCAUCCAUUUUUCAAUAGAGACACAGUGAAAAUUGCUGUUCCGUAGUGUAGCAGCAGUAGCAGCCACUUCAAAUAACCCGGGAAAAUAUCCUAUUCUUGCCCUCGGUCAGCCAGGCUAUACGCCUCGGCGAU